Messenger RNA from Angiostrongylus costaricensis, 972 nucleotides. Lineage: Eukaryota; Metazoa; Nematoda; Chromadorea; Rhabditida; Metastrongylidae. The record is from the annotation of a GenBank genome assembly.
AUGAGUGUUGGCACGGAAUCAACACUGCCGAAACCUCAUUCUCAACCUGACGUCAGCAUACCGCCGUCUGUAUUGGUAUUGGGUAUGGCUGGCUCUGGAAAAACUUCGUUUGUGCAGGUUCCAUAUCCUGUCAAUAUUGAUAUACGUGAUACUGUCAAGUACAAGCAAGUGAUGAAAGAGUAUGGUUUGGGGCCAAACGGUGCAAUAAUUACAAGUCUUAAUUUGAUGUGCACACGAUUCGAUCAGGUUCUGUCAAUGAUUCGAAAACGGGCUAGCCAGUACAGUGUAUGCCUGCUCGACACACCCGGUCAAAUUGAAGCGUUUACAUGGAGCGCUAGUGGCUCAAUCAUUACUGACUCACUAGCUAGUAGUCAUCCAACGCUUGUCGCUUAUGUGGUUGAUUCUGCACGUGCGACAAAUCCAACGACAUUCAUGUCAAAUAUGUUGUACGCUUGUUCGAUUCUUUACAGAACUAAGUUGCCUUUCGUUGUCGUCUUCAACAAGGCACGUUUCCGUUUCUCAUUUUGGCUUGCCGAUAUAGUCUCACCAGCUUUCGCACGUAGCUGGAUGAAUGAUUUUGAGCGCUUUGAUCAAGCGCUGGAAGAAAGCCGUAGUUCAUUUAUGAAUGAUCUGAGUCGGUCACUCUCUCUUACACUCGAUGAGUUUUAUUCAGGUCUAAAAACAGUAUCGGUUUCAUCGUUAACUGGUGAAGGCAUGGAGGAUUUUAUGAAAAUGGUAACCGAAUGUGUAGAACAGUAUAAGACGGAAUAUGUUCCUAUGUACAGUCGUGUACUAGAAGAGAAAAUGAAGCUCGAUCAGCAAGAAAAGCGCAGAAAAUUUGAAGAUAUUACUGAAGGAGGUCUGGAAGUGUUGAGUUUACAUCCAUCCCUGGAACAUCCUCCUGAUAGGGAACAAAUCCACAUUGGAGGUGUGGAAGAGGAGAAUGCUGAAGACGCUAAUACUCUUCGCUGA